Messenger RNA from Marmota flaviventris (yellow-bellied marmot), 2672 nucleotides. RefSeq names its product syntaxin 1B (gene Stx1b). The record is from RefSeq and is a predicted model, not a curated record. Gene Ontology annotation, cellular component: synaptic vesicle; endomembrane system; presynaptic active zone membrane. Gene Ontology annotation, molecular function: SNAP receptor activity; SNARE binding. Lineage: Eukaryota; Metazoa; Chordata; Mammalia; Rodentia; Sciuridae. Gene Ontology annotation, biological process: intracellular protein transport; exocytic insertion of neurotransmitter receptor to postsynaptic membrane; synaptic vesicle fusion to presynaptic active zone membrane.
GAAGUGUCUGACAUGUGUUCUGACUUGGUGUGGGCCUGGAGUCUGUGUGGAGAAUCCCUCAAAUUCAGUUGGGGCAGGACUUAGGCAGGAGACUGGGGCAGCUUUGGGGGCGUCCAGUGGGAGGGCUCCUCUGGGCUGUGCAGGCUCUUUCCCAUGCUGUCGGGGAUCUGCGGAUUCCAAGCUCUCUCGGCUGUCUGGGUUGCAUCGAGGUCCCAUCUGGCCCUGUCUCGGUUCGAUCUGAGCUGUCUGGGAUCUGUCUGAGCCUAGCCUAGUUUGGUCUGAGCCUGUCUGGUUUCUGCGAGGGCCUGUCUGCAUUCUACUCGGACCCUGUUAGCUCUUCUCUUUAGAUUCCCUUUGGAUCCUGUCUUGAUUUCAUUCAGGCUCCAAAUGAACUUCUGUCCGAACUCUGGCUAGAGUCUUUCUAGAAAUCAGGAUGAACUCUGUUGAAAUUUCCACUGGGGCUGAUUAGAGCUCCAGACACAAUUAAGCUUGAUGUGCUCAGAUUUUACCCUCAGACCUCUGUCCCAAGCAGAGAAGAGCUGGAGUCAGGAGUGGAGAGCCCUGGGGAGCCCUCCCUGUGCCCUUUGCCCAGCUCUAAAUGAAUGUGCAAACCCAAGGUUCAGAGAGGCUGGGAGAAAAAACCUCCAGGGCCCUCCUCAAUGUCUCCAGGGGCACGGCCCGCCCGAAGGUCUGUGUGUUCACGUGCAACUUUGCUUGGGUCUGUGUGCGGGUGAGCUUCAACAUGACAGCGUGUCUCCACGUACCCAUAAGGCCACAUCCACCUGCCUUUUGCUAAUUCCCUCCAAGGUGUCCUUUGAGUUAUCAGCUACCCUGGUCUCCAGAACCUUAUUCCACAAGGCGAAAGACAGUGAUGAUGAGGAGGAGGUCGUCCACGUGGAUCGGGACCACUUUAUGGAUGAGUUCUUUGAACAGGUGGAAGAGAUCCGAGGCUGCAUUGAGAAACUGUCAGAAGAUGUAGAGCAGGUGAAAAAACAGCACAGUGCCAUCCUGGCCGCCCCCAACCCAGAUGAGAAGACUAAACAGGAACUGGAGGACCUCACUGCAGACAUCAAGAAGACGGCCAACAAGGUUCGGUCCAAGUUGAAAGCGAUCGAGCAAAGCAUCGAACAAGAGGAGGGACUGAACCGUUCCUCCGCGGACCUGCGCAUCCGCAAGACCCAGCACUCGACGCUCUCCCGGAAGUUUGUGGAGGUAAUGACCGAAUAUAACGCGACCCAGUCCAAGUAUCGGGACCGCUGCAAGGACCGGAUCCAGCGACAGCUGGAGAUCACCGGCAGGACCACGACCAAUGAAGAACUGGAAGACAUGCUGGAGAGCGGGAAACUGGCCAUCUUCACGGAUGAUAUCAAAAUGGACUCGCAGAUGACAAAGCAGGCACUGAACGAGAUUGAGACGAGGCACAAUGAGAUCAUCAAACUGGAAACCAGCAUCCGCGAGCUGCACGACAUGUUCGUGGACAUGGCCAUGCUUGUGGAAAGCCAGGGGGAGAUGAUUGACCGCAUCGAGUACAACGUGGAACAUUCUGUGGACUAUGUGGAGCGAGCUGUGUCCGACACCAAGAAAGCUGUGAAAUAUCAGAGCAAGGCGCGGAGGGACAGGAAGUCUGCCCGGAGUCUGACUGCAGCCCUUCUGCUCCCAUCCCAGGCUUCUAUGGAGAUGUCAGAGCUGAUCCCAGCAUCCAGCCCCCUUCUUCCUUCCUGCUUCCCAGCCAGGACCCCCUUUCAGCCCAGGUGUUUCCAGAAGCCCCACAGCUUUGAAGUUCACCAGAAGGGUGGAGCUGAGGCUGGAGUGCUGCUCCUGCCUCUUUGAAUAGCAUUAGGCUCACAGCUGCCCAUCUCUGGGCCUCAGGUGGACCAGGGGAUCCCUGAGGUUCUGCUGUGCCCUAGCUUUCUAAAAGUCCCACACAUUAUAUGAUAGGUUUGCUUGUUGGCUGCUGUCUAUGUGUGUCCGAGUGUUGUCUAGGGGUUGGAAUUUUUUGCAUGUUCUCAGACAAGUGUGUGCUGCCCACACUCCAUGCAUCUACAGCCAUCAAGCCAUGUGCCCCGUGGGUGGUCCCAGGCCUGGCCAGGGCUCAGUGCUUUCCCUCCCUUAUUCCCCAUCCUGGCCUCUCAUGAAGCACACUGCGUGUUCAUCCCAUGUGCCCGUGGGUCGUCGCACGCUCAUGCCACGCCUUGAGCGUGUACACAUGAUGUGUUCUAUGCAUUUACCCUGCCCCCCCCAGCCCGCCCCGCAGAGGACAAGAUGGGUGGCCCCCGGCUCCCUUCUCUCCCACCUGCCCCCUGCCCGCUGUGCAGCUGUGUGCGUUGGCGUGUUUCUGUGUCGCUGGCGUGUCACGUGAUGUAGCUGUGUUUGCUGACAUGAGCCCCUGCCCCCUUCUCUGUUUCUCCGUUGGUUUCUAGAGCUCUCUCCCUUCCCUCUCUAGAGGGGACAGGACUCUUGGGGCCUGGCUGGGGGCCCAGAGCCAGGCUACCCUCUCCUGUUAGCCCUCAGUCUCAUUUCUCUCUAUUGGUGACCAAGUUGCAAAUGGAUAAAAUACAGGAAAUUCUACCCCCCAGCCCUGCAUGUCCUGUCCCCAGAGCCCCCCAACCCCCCUCCCGGGCCGGGCCGGGCCCCGUGGGAUGGGAGAAAUAGCAACCAAUCCAACAGCGGGC